AUGGAACACCUAAAAGACCCAGUGGGAGAAAAUUUCACUUCAGUGAUGGAAUUUGUUCUUUUGGGAUUUUCUGAUAUUCCCAAUCUGCAAGUAUUUCUUUUUGGGAUGUUUUUGCUUGUCUAUGUGAUAACUCUGUUGGGAAAUGGCAUCAUUAUUCUCAUAACCAAGGCUGACCAGGCUCUCCAGACUCCCAUGUAUUUUUUCCUCAGUAAUUUUUCCUUCUUAGAAAUCUGUUAUGUAUCAGUCACUCUUCCUAGAAUGCUCCUAAACCUCUGGACUCAGAGAAGACACAUUUCUUUGUUUGCCUGCGCAACACAAAUGAGUUUUGUCCUUAUGUUUGGAAACAUAGAGUGCCUGCUUCUCACCGUGAUGGCCUAUGACCGCUACGUGGCCAUUUGUAACCCCCUGCACUAUCCCCUCGUCAUGAACCCCAGGGCCUGUGUCCAGCUGGUGGCGGCCUGCUGGAUCACGGGGGUUCUGGUUGAGAUAGGGCAGACAUGCCAGAUUUUCUCUCUGCCCUUUUGUGGAUCCAACCAAAUCAAUCACUUCUUCUGUGACAUCCCCCCAAUACUCAAGCUGGCCUGUGCGGACACUUUUCUGAAUGAGAUAUUGGUCUUCACAGUCGCAGUCCUAUUUGUUAUGACCCCUUUCCUGUUGAUUCUUGGUUCCUACAGUAAAAUCACCUCCACCAUCCUGAGGUUGCCAUCGGCAACGGGGAGAGCAAAGGCCUUCUCCACCUGCUCGUCUCAUGUCACGGUUGUGACUUUAUUCUUUGGAUCUGCAGUCAUUGCAUAUUUACGACCCAAAUCCAGAAAUUCUUCCAAUACAGACAAGUUUCUCUCUCUUUUCUAUACCAUUGUGACCCCGAUGUUUAACCCCCUGAUAUACACUCUGAGAAAUAAGGAUGUCUUGAUGGCUUUGAGAAAAUUGCUUCCUUAA
This is a messenger RNA of Vicugna pacos (alpaca), 939 nucleotides long. RefSeq names its product olfactory receptor 10AG1-like. Gene Ontology annotation, molecular function: olfactory receptor activity; G protein-coupled receptor activity. Gene Ontology annotation, cellular component: membrane. Gene Ontology annotation, biological process: G protein-coupled receptor signaling pathway. NCBI's taxonomy places the organism in Eukaryota, Metazoa, Chordata, Mammalia, Artiodactyla, Camelidae. The record is from RefSeq and is a predicted model, not a curated record.